Molecule: messenger RNA, 1596 nt
Organism: Sclerotinia sclerotiorum 1980 UF-70
Lineage: Eukaryota; Fungi; Ascomycota; Leotiomycetes; Helotiales; Sclerotiniaceae
Exons: 2
Coding region: 1-1596 (531 amino acids)
Biological process (GO): double-strand break repair via break-induced replication; DNA replication initiation; DNA replication
Cellular component (GO): MCM complex; nucleus
Molecular function (GO): ATP binding; single-stranded DNA binding; DNA replication origin binding
Source: RefSeq, a predicted model, not a curated record
AUGCCUGGAGAUCCACCUUGUCCCAUGGAUCCAUAUGUGGUCGUUCAUGAAUCUUCUCAAUUUGUGGAUCAACAAAUUAUUAAGCUUCAGGAAGCUCCAGAUCAAGUUCCGGUGGGAGAAUUACCACGGCACGUUCUUAUUUCAACCGAUAGAUAUUUGACAAACCGUGUGGUACCCGGUACGAGAUGUAUGAUCACUGGUAUAUUUUCUAUUUAUCAAAAUAAAAACACGAAAGGCUCCUCCACAACCUCAGCCGUUGCUAUUCGAACUCCGUACCUGCGAGCUGUGGGUAUUCAUAGCGAUGUUGAUCACACAGCAAAAGGAAACGCAGUAUUCUCGGAAGAGGAGGAACAAGAAUUCCUCGAGAUGUCGCGCAGACCUGACCUCUACAGUGUAUUCGCUUCCUGUAUUGCUCCGUCUAUUUAUGGCAACGACAAUAUCAAAAAAGCAAUAGCAUGUCUCUUGCUUGGUGGAUCUAAGAAGAUCCUUCCUGAUGGUAUGAAACUUCGUGGUGAUAUUAACGUCCUUCUCCUUGGUGAUCCCGGAACUGCCAAAUCGCAGCUUUUAAAAUUCGUAGAAAAGGUUGCUCCUAUCGCUAUCUACACAUCUGGGAAAGGAUCUUCCGCCGCUGGUCUUACCGCCUCUGUUCAACGCGAUCACACAACCCGAGAAUUUUACCUCGAGGGAGGAGCUAUGGUUCUUGCAGAUGGAGGUGUGGUGUGCAUUGACGAAUUCGACAAGAUGCGUGAUGAGGAUCGAGUGGCCAUCCACGAAGCUAUGGAACAACAAACUAUCUCGAUAGCUAAAGCCGGUAUCACUACAAUUCUCAAUGCACGGACUUCAGUCCUUGCUGCAGCCAAUCCUAUUUUUGGGCGUUAUGAUGAUCUCAAAUCGCCAGGCGAAAACAUUGAUUUUCAGACCACGAUUCUAUCGCGUUUCGACAUGAUUUUUAUAGUCAAGGAUGAGCACGAGAGAGGUAAAGAUGAGAAGAUGGCGAGACACGUUAUGAAUGUUCACAUGGGUGGUAGAGGGAGAGAAGAACAAGCUGAGUCGGAGAUUCCUGUUGAAAAGAUGAAGAGAUACAUCAGCUACUGUAAAUCUCGUUGUGCACCGCGUCUUUCCCCAGAAGCCGCCGAAAAGCUCUCCUCACAUUUUGUAUCCAUCCGAAAGCAAGUCCAUGCCACCGAGAUGACAACAAAUGAACGCUCUUCCAUCCCUAUUACCGUCCGUCAGCUCGAAGCCAUCAUCCGAAUAACAGAAUCUCUCGCUAAGAUCUCUCUCUCCCCUAUCGCCUACGAACAUCAUGUCGAUGAAGCAAUCCGUCUAUUCUUAGCAUCCACCAUGGAUGCCGUUCAACAAGGUGUUGCACAACAAGGAAGUAGAGAACUGCAAGACGAAGUCGCCAGAUUAGAGGAAGAAUUAAAGAAAAGGUUGCCCGUGGGAUGGAGCACAAGUCUAGCGACUUUGAAAAGAGAAAUGUGUGAAGGAAGAGGCUUUAGCGAAAUGAGCUUAGAGAGAGCGUUGGUGGUGCUGCAGAGAAGAGAUACCAUUGCUAUUAGAGGACAGGGAAGUCAGGUUUAUAGAAGCGGUGCAUAG